GAGGAAAAGGGACGCAGACUGAGAAACCGAGAGAAAAAAGUGGAGACAGGUUUAUUUUACGCACGGGAAAAACAGUGAAGUAGUUGAAGAAAAGAGCAAAAGAGAAAGAGGAAAAAGGGCAUGGGAUAUUUUUUCCUUUAAAUGUGUCUUCUUUCACUCUCAUGACUCAAAGAGGAUUCCAGCUAAAUUCACCCGCUCAGGAGGAAUUGAUGGUGUCUUUUGGGGGAAGCAGAGCCGAGGGGAGGAAUCUGAAUGCGCUCGGCUGAACCAUGCCAGCCUUGUGGAUCAUAACUUUGACGAUCACUUUGAACCAAGUGUGGUGUGUUCGUUUCUCCCAGGAGCCUGCCGACCAGUCCGUGGUGCUGGGGGAGCGAGUGGUGCUGUCCUGCGUGGUCUUCAACUACAGCGGCAUCGUCCAGUGGACCAAAGAUGGACUGGCCCUUGGCAUCGGAGAGGGUCUUCGAGCCUGGCCCAGGUACCGUGUGCUGCGAGCGCUGGACAUCGGCCAGUACAAUUUGGAGAUCUCCAAUGCGGAGCUCUCUGAUGACUCUCUUUAUGAGUGUCAGGCCACAGAGGCCGCCCUGCGCUCCAGGAGGGCGAAGCUCAAUGUACUCAUCCCCCCUGGGGACCCGGUGGUGGAGGGUACGCCGGAGCUCCUGCUAAUGGCUGGGACUCCAUACAACCUGACCUGCAUGACCCGCGGGGCCAAGCCUGCAGCACACAUCCAGUGGACCAAAGAUGGAGUCCCUGUGGAAGGAGCCCACCAUUCCACGGAAGUGCUGCCAGACAGAAAGAGAGUAACAACCAGGAGCUACUUGCCCAUCAAUGCAGUCGACACUGACAGCGGCAGCAAUUUCACCUGCGUGGCCAGCAAUCCGGCGGUGCCGAUGGGGAAACGAGCCACCGUCACCCUCAAUGUUCACCACCCUCCCACGGUGACCCUGUCCAUCGAGCCUCGUUCUGUCCUGGAGGGAGAGAGAGUCACCUUCACCUGCCAGGCCACGGCCAACCCUCCCAUCAUGGGCUACAGGUGGGCUAAAGGUGGCGUGUUGCUGGAGGGGGCCAGAGAGAGUGUGUUUGUCACCACGGCUGAUCACUCCUUCUUCACCGAGCCUGUUUCCUGUCAGGUGUUCAACGCUGUGGGAAACACAAACGUCAGCAUCCUCGUAGACGUGCACUUUGGCCCGAUACUGGUGGUGGAGCCAAGACCAGUUACAGUGGAUGUGGACUCUGAUGUCACUCUGCACUGCAAGUGGGCUGGAAACCCUCCUCUCACCCUCACCUGGACCAAAAAGGGCUCCAGCAUGGUGCUCAGCAACAACAAUCAGCUGCAUUUAAAGUCGGUGAGCCAGGCCGACGCGGGCCAGUAUGUCUGCAAGGCCAUCGUGCCUCGCAUUGGAGUGGGAGAGACCGAGGUCAUGCUCACUGUCAACGGACCUCCCAUCAUCUCCAGUGAUCCAGUUCAGUACGCAGUCAGAGGGGAAAGAGGAGAGAUCAAGUGUUACAUCGCCAGCACCCCCCCACCUGAUAAGAUUGUCUGGGCGUGGAAGGAGAACGUGUGGGAGAAGGAGAAAGGCACCCUGAUGGAAAGGUACACUGUGGAGCAGAGUAAGCCUCCGUCACAGGGUGGGGCUGUCCUCUCCACCCUUACCAUUAACAAUGUCAUGGAGUCUGACUUCCACUCCCCAUACAACUGCACAGCCUGGAACUCCUUUGGACCUGGAACCAUGAUCAUCACCCUGGAGGAGAAAGAUAUUGUUCCAGUGGGAAUUAUCGCUGGUGGUACAGUGGGCUCCUCCAUUCUGCUGCUGAUGCUUCUGCUGGCACUUGCCUUCUUCCUCUACCGCCAACGCAAAGGCAGUCGGCGAGGUGUCACCCUUGGUAAACCAGACAUCAAGGUAGAAACGGUCAACAAAGAGACCCACAGCCUGGAGGAGGAGGCGGCCAACGUCUCCACGGCAACCAGGAUGGUGAAGGCCAUGUACUCCUUUCUGCCCUCUGUUUCCCUCUCUCCCUCCACUCAGCCUUUCAAAGACGACAUGGACCUGAAGCAGGACAUCAGAAGCGAGAGCGACACGCGGGAGGAGUACGAGCUCAAGGAUCCAACCAACGGCUACUACAAUGUCCGAGCCACUACCCAUGAUGAAGCGCGCCCGCAGACCCGUGUCGUCCACUACCAGGGAGAGUUUCGCUCUCCUAACCCAAACAGCGGACCAGCUGGUGCCACCUCCAGCGGACCUUCAACUGCUGCCAGCGGUGCAGUUCCCCCCAGCUCAGUGCCAGGCUCAAGGGCAGGCUGCUAUGAUCCCCGUCCACCCUCAAGGAUGUCGCAUGCCACCUACGCCCAAUUCAACACCUUCUCCAGGGCAGCACAGAGCCAGCAAGCACCUCCCAAUCCAGCUCUUCCAUCACCCGGAGACUACCCCGGGGGAGAUUGCGGCCUGCUGGACAGCACAACCCAACUGCCAUAUGAUAGCUACGGAUACCCCUCCCAGUAUGCCAGCUACCGAAUGGGCUUUGCUCCACCUAUAGAGGAAGGGCCAGCCUAUGAGAUGUAUCCAACAGGACAAGGGACCGGGCCGGGGCCAGGACCGGGACAGCAAAGUCCUGAAACAGGCCUUGGAAAGUAUGGAAGCUCCACUCGCUUCUCUUACUCGUCUCCACCCUCUGACUAUUCCCACAGACAUACACAACGGAUGCAGACUCAUGUGUGAGAAAUAGUCUUGGACUUGCUUUUUACAGCAGCAAAGUAACACUUCUACAACACCAAUACUUCCCAUCCUGUAAAAAUCCCACUCUUCUUCAUAAAGCUUCAAGAAUCUGUUUUCUGCUUCCUGAGUGGCCGCUGCAUGAAAUUAAAUUAAUUUUUGGAAUCAAUGAAACAACAUAAUAAUGCCUCGCAGUUAGCAGCAUUACAUUAGAAACUGUUAGAAGCAAUACAUGCAAAGCAACACCCACACACAUUUGGUCAGGCCUCCUGUCUGCAGUGUUUAUUCUCCAACAGAAGCAAACGCGAGAGCCACAAUCACAAGAAGAAGAGGAAGAAGAGCACUUUGAAGAAAUGAAGAAGAAGCGCUUUAGGAGGUGCAAUCCACAUCCCUGCUCUUAGACUUGUAACCCUGCAUCAUGUGGUCCUCCCUCCCCAUCUCUGUAAAUAAGCAAAAAUGGAAAUUUGGGUCAUUUUAAAUUAUAUUUCUUGUAUAAACCUAUACGCUGAGAUGCAGUACAGUGACCUCCAGCAAAUCUCUGUGCAAGCCACACUUUUUGCAUUUUCUGACUCUGACAUAUUAAACAGACACACACACAACAACACAAACACACAAAUCUUUACAAUCUUGCAGCAACGGGGCAGCUUGGACUACAAAUGUAUCUGGCACUUUUUGAUCCUUACUAAAAACUUGCCUGAUGGCUCUUUCUUACAAGAUCUACCUUGAUUUAAGUGAGACAAAGCUUCUCAAAGUGGUAUAACCACAGUGCCAGCGCUUAUGUGCCAACACAGAAAAAAAAAAAAAAAAAAAAAACUUGUCUUUUUUACAGCGUGGACAAUGAGGUGCUCUGGAUGAAGAGAUUUUGUACAUGCCUCAUCUACCGAGAGAGGAGAGGAGCGGUAGCAAGCAUCUCUGUGCUCCUGCACCUCCUCAUAUUUCCUUUUUAAUCAUCAUCAUGCAUUUCUAUUACACGCAAGGUCAAUGCUGAAACAGUGUUUGUGAAACGAGGUGUGGUGGGAGUGCUUUUUCAUUCUACGAAUUUCUGCAAUUUGUACAAAAAAUACCUCCCCAACCCUCAAGUGUCAAAAAAGUAUUUGUUUCUCUCACUUGCACAGUAGGAUAGUUUUUUUUUCCAUAUUUAUACAGAAACAUAUAAAAAAUGACAUUCUGAAACAUUUGAUAAUAUUUUUCUAAGGAGUUGUGGACCAAAGGUUCAACGUUUUGGGCGACUCUCACUUUUUAAUGUGUAUUUAGCAAUGUGAUUGUUGCUGGAAAUGAUCGGAGUUCCUCCAAAAGGAGAGAUGGAUGGUGUUUUUAAUGUGGAUGUUGUAGACUUAAAUUAGAAAACGUGAAGAGCUUCACCUCAAAGUGAUAAAUAUCCAGUUGGAGCUAAAUCUCUUUGGUGGAUAUAUUUGUUUGGUGUGAAGCUCUUUCUUUGACUUCCAGUCUUCUGACUGGACUGCCUUUUCAGAUGUUGACGACAUUCAAAUGACGGAUGGAGAACAUGCAGCUGCUCACUUUGAGCGGUGCUGGAAACUUUUUAAGCAACGAGAAGGUUCAAAUAUAGUCCAACAUAUCAAAGUGGAGUCCAGAGGGUUCUAUCUAGCUCAUAUGGUACUUUUACGAAGUUUGUGUAAGUAUGCUGGUUUCCUCUCUGAAACAAAUAUUCGGUGGUGUUUUAUGUCCGAACUGUUUCUGUUUUGUUUGUCAGCUUCUGGCGUGUGUGAUUGGCCUUUAAAGCAGAACUUGGUAGCCUUGAAACAAAGGUAGAGAUAGCUUGAAAAUGUGAAUGGAUGAGACUUUUAGAUCCUCACUUGUCCCUCUCUGCUGUGCUUCAGCUCCACCUCAAAAGCCCCUCACUACUGAGCAGGCUGUCAUGGACAUACACACACAAAAGCUGGUAACCAUGGCAAUGGUACUAGUUGCUGCCACUGAAACAAAAGAACAGCAAGUUAUUUCUACUCAACUUGCCAGACUCUGCUUUACCCCUUCGGUUUAAUAAACUAACAUUUAGCCUCUGUUUUGUUUUGGGGUUUUUUAAGAAAAUGAAAAGCAGUCGGGUUGUCAGCAAAUAAGUUCCCACAAAUUAAACUUAUUUGUUUGCACAUUUAGCUUAAAUGGGAUUUAAUGGGAUUUCUCCCUUCAACCAACUCAAAACUUCACCUUUAAUGGUGACAAUCAUUUGUUGGUUAUACAGCAUUAAUAUCUGAAAUAUGCCUUCCAGUUAUAAAUAGAUAAUCCAGCUUUUAACCUUUUCUUUUUUUAAUGCAUUCACCAGAAGUAGCUUCAACAUUUAAUUUAAUAUGGUUCCUGAAGUUCACAUCCUGCAUGCUUUACUGAAAGCAAUUAGGUGUUACCUGCUUGUAUAUCUUCAUUCUACAAUUUCGAGCAGUUAAAAUGACUGUACUUUUAAUAAAACCCCAAGCUGCAAAGGGUACAAGCCCCUCCAGAGGUAAUCAUUGAGUGUUUAUUCUUAUCAGCCACCUUAUCAACUCUCUGUGGUAUAUUAUGGUAAUUGUGUGCAAAGGGGCUGUAAAAAUGGAUUUAUUGCCUCUAUUUUGUACAAACACUGAGAAAGGAAACCACACUGUUUCAUAUCAGAUGCAACCUUGUAGCUCCAAGGUCACUAUAUAAACCAUUUCAGUUGAGGCAGAAUGGCAGAUAUAGCACAGUUUUAGAUUUAUAUGGUUAUCACAGCUGUGGUAUUGCAUACUAUUACCUCUUUACAACCUUUUUACAGAGUUGUAGCUGCACUGUAUUUUGCCUCUGACUUGCAGUGUCUUUAUGAUCUGGUGCAGAAUGAGUGAGUUUGAUACAGAAGAGGUUCUGAGGGCAAGGAUACAGGUCCAGACCAUCCAGGUACUUUUACAUUACUGCUAUUUACAGCUUGUUGAUCGUGGGGAUGUAUAAUUAUGUAAAAGACACCACAGAGGCCAAAAAUGCUAAACAGAUGUUUCAGCUGUGAAGAAUUUAAGAAGUGUUCACUAGUUCAUGUCUUUUUUUCUUCUUUUCCAUGUGUCAUCACAGUGCUCUGACACUCUUUGUACUCUACUCUUUCCCGUGUGUCGUAUUUAAAGUUACCUGCCAGCUUCCAAAUUUCAAGGUUGAACCUGUCUUCAUAACAUGAAAGCUCAUACCAUCAUUUAAAAUGUUAUGUUGUUGCUUAUCCAGAAUUUUCUUGAAGAUUAUAUGUUAUUGGGUAUGUUUAUUUAGCUAGCUUGCAUACAUUUCUGGAUGUCCUUUUUUUAUAGAAUAUAUAUAUAUAUUUUCAUGACAUCUAUCUGAUGUUUAUUUAAUUCAUGAUCCUUUUUUUCUAUAAAUCAUUAUUUUAGAUUUAAUUUUAUUUGUAUUACUUUUUGUUACAUCUGAAACGAUUAGUUAAAUGUGUUUCAACUUAUAAAAACAGUGUCUUAUGUUGGUUUUUUGUGCUUCAGAUAAGGGUGGGAUGACAAGGGGAGUCUAAUCUAACUAAUCAACCCUGUGAAACGAGAGGAGUUGUGAACAUCUGUGGCCAAAAUGACUGCUCAGCCAGGCCACAAAUAGCCAAAACCCUGUCUCAACUAGGCCAGCCCAGGCUAGAACCAGGCCAGACCCACAGCUUACCGCUCUGUUCCAUGCUGUGCUGUGCCGUCCACAGCCAAGAGUGACUGCAGUGGCUUAAUGUCCAUUUUUACUUUGUGGAGUUUUUAGUGAGUGCCAAAAAGACUGUGCAAAAAAACAAAAAAAACAACAAAAAAAAAGAAAAAAGAAAAUGAACCAAGCAGACAAAAAAAUGCAGCAGCUGUUUGUGUGUGUUGUGUUGUGGAUGCUUGUGUGUGUGAAUGUCUCUAUACAUGCACAUGUGCUUUAUGUGUCCAUCUAUGAAGAUGCAUGUGUGUGUUUGUUCGUCUGUUUGGCCAGCAUCUAACCCAAAUGUGCGUUUUCAUGCUAUAAGGAACCUUGUGGGACCACUGGGCUGCAGAAACUGGGGUUUGACUGAUGUUUGAGGGAUUUCAGCCAGUCAUGUUUCCACCAGCUGGAAUGAUGGAGAUGACUCCUGACCACAGCUAUUAAACCUUAACUGAUAUUGAAUUAGAUUGCCUUUAAAUCUUUAAUAUCUUACAGUUUGAUCAUCUUUUCUGUGAAAAUAUAAUUGCAUUAAAGGGAGAAUUAUUGCACCCUUCUUUAAUAAUCCUCAUUUUCAUCACCCAUUUUAAAUCUAAACUUUAAUUUGAAGUUAAUGAGUUUUAUACGUGCCACAACUUUAUAUAUAUAUAUAUAUAUAUAUAUAUACUAUUUCUCUUUGUUAGAACAAAACAAAACUCAGCGUCAGGUUUGAUUAUUAACAUAGAAAUAAAGGAAAUAUAAUGCUCAGUAUCUAAAGAAUCGAAGAAAGUGUCUUUCGAAGAUGUUUAUUUUCUGCCUUUCAAAAAC
This is a messenger RNA of Melanotaenia boesemani (Boeseman's rainbowfish), 7121 nucleotides long. It is a transcript of the gene kirrel1b, whose product is annotated as kirre like nephrin family adhesion molecule 1b. Gene Ontology annotation, cellular component: cell-cell junction. Gene Ontology annotation, molecular function: cell adhesion molecule binding. The record is from RefSeq and is a predicted model, not a curated record. The transcript is spliced from 15 exons. Bases 270 to 2714 code for a protein of 814 amino acids. Lineage: Eukaryota; Metazoa; Chordata; Actinopteri; Atheriniformes; Melanotaeniidae. Gene Ontology annotation, biological process: cell-cell adhesion.